Caenorhabditis remanei is the source of this 534-nucleotide messenger RNA. RefSeq lists its product as uncharacterized. The transcript has a single exon. The coding region runs from base 1 to 534 and encodes 177 amino acids. Lineage: Eukaryota; Metazoa; Nematoda; Chromadorea; Rhabditida; Rhabditidae. The record is from RefSeq and is a predicted model, not a curated record.
AUGGAUCGUGUCUUGAAAGCGUUGACAUACUUGAAGAGGAAUCAUCCCGAAUACGCGAGUAUUCAAUUGGAUCCUAACUUCCGCUUCAAGUUCGGAGAAGACGUUCUAUUUGAGAAGUCUGGAGCAAGUCAAGCGGAUGCUGACAAUCUUAUCCGGAGACAACCGAUUCAAGGAUCAAUUCUGCUCGAAGAAGUGUCUCGCGUUCAAGCACUGAUGCCGGUAAAUCAACCAACAGGCAACUCACGUCUGCCGGCUCAACAGUUCCAGCUGCAGCGUAUCAAAGCUCAGCCGUUCAACAAAGAUGUGCCCAACUUGGAUCUCAUCGCGUUCACGGAUCUCUUUCCGAAUGGAAACGGUGGAUUCAAUGCGGAAAGAGCUAAAAAGCUGAGCGCUUCGCAGUACAUCCGUGCAGUUCUAUUGAAUGAAUAUCGAGGAAUUGCGUUGUCGAUGCACUGGACGUGCUAUCACGUACGCUCGAAAAAUUCAACUUCAGAUAUCAGCAUGCCAAGGAGUUCGAUCCCCGUUGUACCUUGA